AUCAAUUACUCAAAUUAAUGGCAACGAGUCUCAGAACUUUCAAAGAACGGCUUCAACUUCUGAUGCCUACCGACGAUGGAGAAUGGCUGAAGGAGAUAAGAGGGAAUCUGGCCAUGGUAGCCACUAUGAUUGCGAGCAUGACCUUCCAAAUCGGUCUGAAUCCGCCCGGUGGAGUUGUCCAAAACAGCGACAACGGAUUCAUCGGGUGUCCAACGCCGACGGGGACAAAUCAAGCAUGUCCCGGACAAUCUGUUUUCGCUAAGUUCUGGCGGUUCUUUUUUUAUACCGCUUUCUUACAUUGCAUCUGGCCACUAAGACCGUUCGUAGACAACAACGUAACCAUGAGGACUAAGAUCACAUAUCUCGUUACCAAUACGUGAUCAUUUACAUCAAAUUGUUUGUACGUGAAAAUAGUAAGUAACAACUUUUAAAUAAUUUGAUAUGAUUGAUUAAAUUAUUAUUUAAUAAUUAUUAUCUAUCUGUUAUAUUUACAUGAAAAUAAAUUUGUA
Arachis duranensis is the source of this 509-nucleotide messenger RNA. RefSeq lists its product as uncharacterized. The transcript has 2 exons. The record is from RefSeq and is a predicted model, not a curated record. Bases 18 to 380 code for a protein of 120 amino acids. NCBI's taxonomy places the organism in Eukaryota, Viridiplantae, Streptophyta, Magnoliopsida, Fabales, Fabaceae.